GCGCGAGUGCAAGCGCGCACACACAGAGAGACAGAACUGACGGAGAGGGAGCGAGAGAAAGAGAGAGAGAGCGAGACAGAGCGAAAUCGAGCCCGGAAUAGACAUUUUCUUAAAAAUGUACAGAGCUACCAGAGAAGAAGAAUAAGAGUAGGUAGGAGUAGGAGGAGGUUAUCCCAGGAGACUCGAACUAAGGAUGACAGCUCACAAACAAGCGGCGAAACAGGCACGAAGCAGCCGGGACUGCGCUAGCGGGCAGCGAAUAUGACGAAGUAGUUUUGGGUGUUAACGGCAGCGGUCGGAACGCGCAGAGUCUCCGAUCAAGCAAGCAAAAAAGGGGGGCUUGGGUUAAGCCUCUGAUCGCCAAGCGGAUCACACAACAGCAGUGGUUGGUGGUGGUGGUGGUACUGACCCGUGAACGGCGGUGCUCUGUUUGCUAUUGCGGCUGAUGCUUUUUGCCCGCGGCUGAUUUGAUUCGGUCUCACUUAGAGGUGAAGGAGCAGAGUCAAAAGUGUUCGACAAACCAAUGGACUGAACGAACGGUGCCAGAGUACUUGGAAGAAAAUUUGCCUGCGGUAUUCCCACCUCCACCCCCCACCCCCCGACGAAAACCAGUCCAGCAGACACCGGCAGUAACAAAACACAGGAGGAGAGGGGAAUAAACCCUCCUACCCCCCUGGCACUCCAGUGACAACCGCUGUGGCUGGGACCCAACGAAAAUAAAACGCCGCAUCAAGUGGCCGAGGAGGCGGACAGAGGAGGGAGGCGGGGAGGAAGACGACCACCGCCGGGGAGAGAGAACGGCGGCUUGCGAAGGCGGAGGGGGAGGCAGCACCAUGUUCGACCGCCUGUGCCCCGUGACGCGAAGCAUUCGGCAGAGCCUGGCCAUGGAGCUGAACGUGGAGGGAGACAGCUGCGUGGCGCUGCAGCGCUACCAGCCCCGGAGGACCGACGAGGAGAAGUCCGUGAGCUCCGUGCAGGACUGGGGUCACGAGGUCGAGGAGGGCGCCGUCUACAGCGUGGCCAUGAAGAAGAUCCAGAUCAAGGAGGCCUCGCACAAGGGACACAGGUGGCUCGGGGUGGAGAGCGACCCGCGGGCACCGGGCCACGGCGGGGUCGACCGCUACGAGACGUGCCGCGUGCGGAGCAUCCGCGCCGGGACGCUCGCCAAGCUGGUGGAGAACCUCCUGCUGUCGUUCGGGGACGACGAUUCCAUCUACAUCAGCGUCUUCCUGGCCACCUUCCGGGCAUUCACCACCACCGGCGACGUCCUGCGCCUCCUCAUCGACGAGCACGGCGAAAGGAAGAAUGGAGAUUGCGAUGAUGGCCGCGACCCAGUAAAGUCUGCGGACCAGACGUUCGUCAGGAAAGCCGUCGCCUUCAUCCUCCGAGUGUGGAUGGACCAGUACCCCGAGGACUUCCACGCCGACGCCGAGUCGCUGGCGCUCGUGCUGGCCUACGUGUCGCGCGUGCUGCCCCACUCCGAGCUGCAGCGGCGAGCCCUGAGCCUGCGGUCGCCGCGUCCCGAGACCCCCCCCGGCUCGCCCGUGUCCUCGCCUGCGCCAGGCCCAGCGGCGGCGAGGCAGAAGCAAUCGGGGCACGCUCCCUUCAGCCUCGGGGAGGACGAGGCGGACCCGCCGACUGACGCGCAGGUGGACGCGGCGGAGGAGAGGCCUUACCUGCUCUCGUUCCCGGCUCAAACCGUGGCCCGGCAGCUCACCUUGCGUGACGCCGAGCUCUUCAAGAAGGUGGCGCCGCACCACUGCCUGGGCUGCGUGUGGUCACGCCGCGACCGCAAGGGCAACCGCCACCUGGCGCCCUCGGUGCGCGCCACCAUCGCGCAGUUUAACGCCGUGGCGGCGUGCGUCGCGUGCACCGUGCUCCGCUGCUUGAGCGACCAGGCGGCUGCGGGGCACGGCGCUCCGGGUACCGGCGCACGGCACGCAGCGGCGCAGCGAGCCCGCGUCGUCGAGCACUGGAUCGCCGUCGCUCAGGAGUGCCGGAUGCUGAAAAAUUUCUCUUCCCUCCGAGCCAUUCUCUCUGCACUUCAGACGAACCCAAUUCACCGGCUAAAGAAGACUUGGUGCUGCGUGUCAAGAGAGAAGAUCGUGGCAUUCGCGGAGCUGUCAGAGAUAUUCUCUGAUGAGAACAACCACUUCACGAGCCGAGAGCUGCUAAUGAAGGAGGGUACGUCCAAGUUCGCGAGCCUGGAUUCCAACGGCAAAGAAAGCCAGAAGCGGACGUUCAAGCGAUUUCAGACGGCGAAGGAGCCGGGCCUCAUGCAGGGAACCAUUCCAUACUUGGGAACGUUUCUGACGGACCUCACCAUGUUGGACACUGCCUUGCCAGACUACGUGGAGGGUGGCCUGAUUAACUUUGAGAAGAGGAGAAAGGAGUUUGAAGUCAUUGCACAGAUCCGGUUGCUGCAGCUGGCUUGUAACAACUACUCUUUGAGCCCCGAAGGGAAAUUUUUGGACUGGUUUAACCGGCAAGAAAAGCUGAGCGAGGAAGAAAGCUAUGCACUCUCGUGCGAAAUUGAACCCCCCACGGAAGUCAGCCCCACGUCGCCCAGGCAAAGAAAGAGCGUCGUCAAGCGGCUCAGCCUCCUCUUCAUCGGGGUUGACGUGGCGCCAGGCAGCCCCCAAGCCCGGACGCCCAACGGCGAAGUGGCCGCACUGGAAGAAUCUCCCGAGGGUGGCGCUGCGGGCGCCACGGGCGGCGAGGGCUGCGGCCUAGGCGCUCGCGCGGGAGAUGGAGCACCGGGCUCCGGUGGCGGCGGUGCUGGCGUUGUUGGCGGCGAGCGUGCCGACUGCCUGAGCGUGGCGUCGAGUGCCUCGGAGCACGACGACGUGGGCACGCCCGCUGAUGCACCCGACGGCUGCCCCAAAGAGCUGUCGACGAGCUCCUCGCUCGCCUCGCUCCACUCGGCCGACGUCUCCUCGGGCGUCUUCGCUGGGUCGGGCGUCUCCUGCUCGUCCUCGUCCUCCUCGUCCUCGUCAUCGGCGUCCUCUCCCAGGUCCUCGUUCAGGCUGCACGGUCAACGGAGCGUGUUCAACAAGACGCACCAGCGCUCAGUCUCCUGCUGCUCAGCGGUCACCCGCCCCGUCUACAACCGCCAGUCGGACGACUCGUGCAUCAUCCGCGUCGUGCUGCAGUCGCCCAGCGACGGGAACCUCUACAAGAGCGUGCUGCUCACCAGCCAAGACAAGACGUCCAGCGUGAUAGGGAAGGCGAUGGUCAAGUACAAUCUGGAGAUGGAACGAGCCGAAGAUUACCAGCUUGUGCAAGUCAUCUCGAACGAGAGAGAGCUCGUGAUGCCUGACCGUGCCAACGUCUUCUACGCCAUGAGCACCUCCGCCAACUUUGACUUUGUCCUGCGCAAGAAGGGCUCUCCGCGGCCAGCCGGUCCGGCGGCGCCACCGCCGCCACCGCCAUCUCGCAGCCAGUCCAGCUCGUCGCUGCCCAACCUCAAAUCCAAGGGGGGCUCCCUCACCCAGCGGCUCAACAGGGCCGCCCUGUAAGGCAGCAGCAAAAAUCAGGAGAUGCUCCAACACGCCUGGGCCGCCGUUGUCGCCGCUGUCGCCUCUGUUCCGUUGUGAGCGGAAUGUCACCGCGUGACAAUGCCCUCAGGCCCAGGAUGGAUGUUAGUUUUGUUUGGGGGGAGGGGGGGCGGACGUCGUGGAAUCCCGUCGUCAAGAAAACAACGCGAUGUCGCUUUGAGAACGGCGAUGCCGGCCAUGCCUUUGUUGGGAAUGAGUUCAUGAAAGCCGAUGCUGUACGUAAUGUGUAGAUGGAAGUGAGAGGAUGUGGACUUGCGUAAUGCCGUGGUGUUCUGUGGGGAAGAGAAAAAAACUGGAUGGGUGAAGUUGUUGAAAGUGCAGGUUUGCGUGUCGAGUGGAGACAUGGUGGUAUCUUGGUCUGAAUAUGACCCCUUUGCACUUGUUUUUUUUUCGAAUUGCGAAUAGGUUUGUUUCCACUAAAUGAAAGCAAACAUAAGAUAUUUUUUUGAAAAUCAUUGAGCUAUCAACUAACAUUUUUGACAGAAAUAAAAGAGUACAACUCAGCUGUGUUUUGAGAGGUUCCAAGACUUACAUUUGUCGUACGGGCUUAGUGGCUAAGUCUAUUUGAUUUCAACAUUAUCUUUAAAUUAUAUACAUUGAUAUGAAUUUUGCAUGUACUGUUGAAAAAUAUAAUUUCUGUACUGUAAUAGCUUUUCGUGUCACUGAAUAUUUCGCAGUGAUAAUACAAUUACAACACUGCCCUCUGGUGAAAUAUAGUGAGUAUAAAAAUGCAUUUGAAUUCAAUGGCUGUCAAAACUUCGUUACGUCGGCAAUUAUUGAUUUAGGUUUUUUGUUGUAACAGCGCCACAAUUGCUCGUGCUAAUUUAACAAUCGUGUGUUUUUAAAUUCUGCACGAGUUUGCAGAUGUCCCUCUCCCUCAGCUGCAGGCGUGGCUAUCGUGGAAUCUUUUAAAGAUCGGGGUUUCCACCUUGUGCACAGACCAAAUUUCGGACGCAUUUCUUAGUCGGCCUCAAGUCUAUCAAACCUGCUGCGAUAUACAGUGAUUAAGUUCAACACGACAACGCCAACGCCAUGUCCACUUAAUUUACAUUGUAACAAUUAUACAACAAAGUGUAGAAUUUUUUUUAUUAUUAUUAUCAGGUUUUGUAAAAUGUUACUAAUACCUGACUAAACAUGUGGAGCACACUUGGGGUUUAAGACUUCGCACUCUAAAGUAUAAUCAAGAGGAGAGCCAUUAACAGGCUUUAUUUUAAAUGGUUUAUCUCUGCCCGUUCGGAAAAUUUAACUUGUCGUUAAAAACCCAUUUUUGCUCAUUUGUAUCGUUGCUGGAAAGCAACAUCUUAAAGCCAACGUAACGUAUUGCAGUACUUAACAAAGUCCAACCAAAAUAUUACGCAGACAUUCACAUGCCUGCGAUUCCGGUGAUGGUUUUAUUUAAAUUAAACGUCUUUACCGUCAUCUCAAAUGUUUUACACUUUGAAGCUUGAUUUGCCAAAUUUAAUAGCUGUGUGCAGUAUUAUGUGUGUCAUUAUGUAAUGCACUCAAGAUUGUCUCUUGCCUGUUUCACUUUUUCAUUUAAGAUUACCGUGUCUUUUUGUUGUUGUCUUCAAGCUAUUACGAACAUACUGUAUUUGCUAGAUUUGUAUAAUUCAAAACUCUUAAUGUCGUUUACAAAAUCUGUGCAACAGAACCAUAUGUUGAAUCUCCUGCUUUUGGACAGGAAAUGAAUAAUGCCACACCAGCCAGUACUGUCUUGUGGCGCUUAACACUUUUGAUAAGCAUUCUAUUCCAAUAAUUGGAAAAUCUUUAGGAAUAAUCUUAAUUUUGUUGAAAUGGUGUCCUUAUCCAACAUGGAUGACUGCACAAAUCGGUUGGAUUAGGUGGUUAUGUGUGUGUAAAUUGUCACGAUGUCUAUAUCCCUAUAUACAUAUCUUUUAAAGUUAUAUUUGUUUUGUCUUUGUACAGAACUGCCAUUUUUUGAAUGCGGUCUGUAAUGCACUAAUGCAAAAUGUUUAAUUUCCCCUUAAAUAUAUUUCUUUCGUUCUUGCAAAUAUAGCCAACGAUGUAUUUGACGUGUUAAACUGUUUCAAACGAUACCAAAAAAUGGCUUCGCUGUGUGCUUGCUUUACGAAUUAUUACUCACUUCGAAAUGGCAAAUUUCAAUGCAGUCCUUUAUAGGUGACUUAAGCUUGACAAACUGCCUGAGUACAUGGUCAGGUUUUUGGGGUGUGUGUGUGUGUAUAAGCAUCACAAUGUUUACUCUUGUGUGUACCUGCUUGGCACAACUGGCCUGGCCCAUUUGGUUUUUGAAACACGGUCGGAUACAGAAUGAGAAGCCAGCCAGUCAGCCACUUUACCUUUGGUCGAGCGUCACCCCCCUGGUGACCAGGUGUGCCGCGGUAAUGGCGCACGUAAAUAAAGACGUGUAAAUGUGAUUACAUUUACACGGGGAGAGUUACUGUAAUCGAGGUUUUAUUGGGUUAGAUCGCAUAAAUGUAAAUGUGUCGUAAAUAUUAAAUUACCACAUUGGUUGCCGCCUGAUGAGGCUCGUUGCAAUUACCGGCAAAACUUCUUACUCGAAUUGUAAAUGUGUGCUGAACUAGUAACGAAUUGGCAUGUUUUGUUUACGUGACAAACCUUACUAAUUGGCUGUUUCGGGGUGGUGGUGGGUUGAACGACACAUUCAUAUUUACACGGUUGAACGCAACAACAAAAAAACACUGAGAGAUAUUGGUCACAGAAGCCUACGUGUUAAACUGAGAGCACUGUAGUUCAGAAUUGUCUAUUCAAUGCAGUGCUCACGCCAUUUACAAACGCUCAUGGAUUGGCCCAUAACACCUCGAUAUAUAUAGGAUCGCAGAGCUUGAGCAAUUAUUGAUUACCAGCUCAUUGGGUAGCUGCCUUCCAGCUGCACGUGGUUCCUCGCGUCUCACGUCGUUCUUUCUCAAUGAGAGUGAGUGAAUACUGGUGCGCGUUACGAGCUACAUACCCACACACAUAUUCACUGUACUUUCUCUACGGUUGAUUACGUGAGAACAGAGAAGCGAUCCGUUUAUAGAUGUCCCACUAAAAUAACAGGGAGAUGUUACGAGAGUAAACGAUAUUUUAUUUCAAAGCAUCAACGUCUCCCACCAAUCUGAAUACUCAUUAAAAUCACUUUAAACGUUAUUAAGCCGCCGUAUUAAACAAGAUUCAAUCACCUGUUCUGAAGAGGAUCAUUAUAAAUCAGUGGGGUAUCUAUAAGUGGACACAAUUUUUAAGAAAUCCCAAUGCCAUAAGAAUGGGCUACGUUUUUUGAUGGUAGCAAUAACUGUAAUACUCGUACACAAAUUCGUUGCGAUUUUUUUUGUAUGGAAAUCGAAUACCACGUGCUUUGUACCUAAAACAAAGGUUUACAAUCAUUGUCCGAGUAUCAUUGGUUUUCUAAUCAGUAAAGCUACAACUGCAAUCAUUUAAAACUGUAACGUGUGAGGAUGACUCACCCUGGCACUUUCUAUAAUUCAGUAUUACAAACCUUACUGCUGUUUUUUCCCUUCUAAUGCUUGGUAAUGUAUGCACCCCAAAUGUAAAUUGCUCACAAAUUCCACACUACUACUUUUUAAUGGGUGAUCAUUUUCGCUUUUGUCGAUGUGUACAUUUUCAGUAUAGCAUAUUUUUCAAGAAUUGCAAUUUAAAUUGUAUUGAAACUUGUUACGUGAUAUUUCCUGACAAUCCCUAUUUCAUUUUGUCGCUGCCGUUGCAUUUCAGUGGAAAUUUGGCAGGUGUUUCUUGAAAGAAUUCGUGUAAUAAAUCUGUACACCAUA
Molecule: messenger RNA, 7321 nt
Organism: Lethenteron reissneri (Far Eastern brook lamprey)
Lineage: Eukaryota; Metazoa; Chordata; Hyperoartia; Petromyzontiformes; Petromyzontidae
Product: ral guanine nucleotide dissociation stimulator-like 1
Biological process (GO): Ras protein signal transduction
Cellular component (GO): plasma membrane
Molecular function (GO): guanyl-nucleotide exchange factor activity
Source: RefSeq, a predicted model, not a curated record